UGUAGAGGAGUUGAGGAGGGGAGAUAUGAGGUCCUCCGCUUCCUUUGUCACCGUGGGACAGGUGGACUCAGUGAAGCCAGCGGACUAGGAUAUGAGGGUUGUCUUCUCAGCUGUUGUUCUAGUCCUGUGGCCUCCGCUUAAGCUGCUCCUCUCCCCACCUGCUCCUUACCUGACAUUAUGAUUCCAGGCUUUUCCUGUAAGUGUGUGUGACAGAGAGAGAGAGAGAGGAGUUUCACACUUGCUAGGGAAGCACUCUACAACUUUGUUCUUUUAUGCUAAGUUACUCAGUGCCUGGCUGGCUGGCUUAUGAACAAGAGCUAGUGAUCCAUUCAAGAGAGUUGGUCCAAGAUAGGAAGAAUAGGUAGAGACUUAACAGUCUCUCUCUCUCACACAGGCACUUUGAGAUACACACAUACACUUUCACACAUGCACAUACAUACUCCCACAGACACACUCUCUCUCUUUCAUACACACUACACACCACACACACACACACACACACACACACACACCAGGACCUAUGCGGCUCUUAUUCCAAAACCAUAAAAAAAAUUCAACCUCAUUUAAACAUUCAAUUAUUUGUUAUUUUGUGUGUGGGUGCUUUGCCUAUAUGUAAUGUGUGUCUCGUUCAUGUCUCCAGAGGCCAGAAGAGAGCAUUAGAGCCCCUACAACUGAAGGUACAGCUGGUUGUGAGCCGCCAAGUGGGUGCUGAGAAUUGAACAUGGGUUCUCUGCAAGGGUAGCCAAUGCUCUUGAUGGCUGAGCACCUCUCUAGCUCAACUCCACACUUCUGUGCUAUUUGAUUUGCCACAGCUGUGCAUGAGUUAACCCCAGGUUAACUUGGAGGCUACCCUUGUGGGGAAAAAAAAAAAAACAACCAUUGGGCGUGGCCUCAGGGGCCCUGCUGAAGGUGCAGUUCAGUAAUGGUGCCUGUUGAGUGAGUCCUCAGAGGAACGCAACUGGAGGUGAAGGACGUCUGAGCACAACUAAAAUCUUCAUCACCUAGAAAGUUAAAGGCAAGAGACUUGAACUAACUCUCUGGAUAUCAGGUCCAGAGAGGCCAAAGAAAUGGCCCACUAGUACCCAGAUGUAGAGGGGGCCAGAAGACUAAAGUAUAGCAAAAAUAAAGAUUGAGUAUUUAGCUAGGUAUAGCUGCUCAUGUCUGUAAUCCAAACACUCAGGAGGAGGCUGAGGCAGGAGAACCCAGUGAAUUCAAGGACAGCUACUAUGUAGCUAUAGUGAGUUCUGUGUUGCCCCCCCCAAAUAAAGUAGUGCCAAGCUCAGUGGUAGGGUACCACCUAGUGUGCGCAGUACUCAAUACUCUGGGUGUAUCCCUUAGCAACCCCCCAAAAAAGAUGAACUAAUUUUGGUAUGGGACUCGGAGGCACAUGUGACAUCUUUGGCAAGCCCCAGUGAUCAGCACAAUGUUUGAAGCCCCUCGGUAGCUCAGAGGAAGGAGACACACAAGAAACACCAAAUCUUGUUUGGCCAGCGGCAAGAGAGGCCUCUACAUUUGUAGCAGAUCUGUUCCCACAUAAGGCUGUCAUAAGCAGCGACAGCCCACAUGGCACGGAAGAUGCUGUGGCCUGAAGCAGGGGCUCCAUAAUGGGUGGGCUUAAGGCCUGGGACAUGUCACAUUUCAGAGCAUUCCGGCCCACUUCCACGCCUCACGUGUGCCACUGUGUAAGUCGGGGACCAGUGAGGUUGGGAGCAAGGUUUCUCUGAGAGCCUCCCUUUGCACAGACAGGAGUAGGACCCCGAAGCUGCUGUUAUUUCCAUCCACUGGGGGCUGGUCAGGCAUUCUUUGGAAUGGCUCCCACCAAAGUGGCCGUGCCUGGGAAUUACGUUUUCUGUCUUUUCCUUCUCUUGUUUUGUUUUGGGAGUAAAUAGCUCUUUCCUAAGCCACAGUGACAACACAGUGUUGGAGUAUCAUCGGGGCUGAGUGGCACUGUGAGCCAAGGACACCCCCCUCCCCAGCGUCUCAGCUGGGUACAGGAGUGUUUAGAACCUGGCUGCUCAAGAAUGACGGGAAGACGGCUGGUAUUGCGGAUCAAUGCCAUUUAUGAGGCCCGGAGAGGAAAGAAACGGGUGAAGAGGCUAUCCCAGUCCACGGAGAGCAACUCAGGAAAAGUGACAGAUGAGAACAGUGAGUCUGACAGCGACACCGAGGAGAAGCUGAAAGCUCACAGCCGGCGCCUGGUCAAUGUGAAGUCGCGCCUGAAGCAGGCUCCUCGGUACUCAUCACUUGACCGGGAUCUCAUUGAGUACCAGGAGAGGCAGCUCUUCGAGUACUUCGUGGUGGUGUCUCUGCACAGGAAGCAGGCAGGGGCUGCCUAUGUGCCAGAGCUCACCCAGCAGUUUCCUCUGAAGUUAGAAAAGUCGUUCAAGUUCAUGAGAGAGGCUGAGGACCAACUGAAGGCUAUUCCCCAGUUCUGCUUCCCUGAUGCCAAGGACUGGGCUCCUGUCCAGGAGUUUACCAGUGAAACAUUCUCGUUUGUCUUAACUGGAGAAGAUGGGAGCAGGCGGUUUGGUUACUGCCGGAGACUUCUGCCUGGAGGCAAAGGGAAGCGGCUCCCUGAAGUUUAUUGCAUCGUGAGCCGCCUGGGAUGCUUCAGCCUCUUUUCAAAGAUCUUGGACGAGGUGGAAAAGAGAAGAGAAAUCUCCCCUGCUCUGGUGCAGCCCCUCAUGAGGAGUGUCAUGGAAGCCCCUUUCCCAGCCCUGGGCAAAACUAUCACUGUCAAGACCUUCCUGCCAGGCUCGGGGACUGAGGUGAUUGAACUGUGCCGCCCGAUGGACUCCCGGCUGGAGCACGUGGACUUUGAGUCUCUGUUCUCCUCCCUCAGCGUCCGGCACUUGGUUAGUGUUUUUGCCUCGCUGCUUCUGGAAAGGAGGGUCAUCUUCAUCGCAGACAAACUCAGCACACUGUCCACGUGCUGCCACGCCAUGGUAGCGCUCAUCUACCCCUUCAGCUGGCAGCACACCUACAUCCCAGUGCUGCCGCCUGCCAUGGUUGACAUUGUGUGCUCGCCCACGCCCUUCCUCAUCGGGCUGCUCUCCAGCUCGCUGCCGCUGCUCAGGGAGCUGCCACUGGAAGAGGUUCUUGUAGUUGACCUCAUCAAUGAUCGGUUCCUCAGACAGAUGGAGGAUGAGGAUUCCAUUCUGCCGAGGAAGCUUCAGGUGGCCCUGGAACACAUCCUGGAGCAGAGGAAUGACCUAGCCUAUGACCAGGAUGGAGGCCCCCUCGACUGUGUGCAUGGCCCUGAGUCCAGCCCCUUGAAUGAGGUGGUGUCCGAAGCCUUCGUCCGCUUCUUCGUGGAAAUUGUGGGCCACUACUCUUUGUUCCUGACCUCCGGCGAGGAGAGGAGCCUACAGCGAGAAGCCUUCAGAAAAGCUGUCUCCUCUAAAAGCCUGCGACGCUUCCUGGAGGUCUUCAUGGAGACCCAGACUUUCCGUGGCUUCAUCCAGGAGCGGGAACUGCGCAGGCAGGAUGUCAAAGGCCUGUUUGAAGUCCGAGCCCAGGAGUACCUGGAAACCUUGCCCAGCGGGGAGCACAGUGGCGUCAAUAAGUUCCUCAAGGGACUGGGCAAUAAGAUGAAAUUUCUCCACAAGAAAUAACCCUCCUCUUGGCUCCAGGGAAACGUUCUGCUAGAGUUCUGAGAGGCUGAGGGCUGACCCCAGGGCCCAGCUCCUUCCACAGUGGAGCCUGUGAGCUGGGGAGGUGCAGAUGCUCAGGACAGCCCUGGAAGGGACCCGCCAACAUGCAAACUGUGUUACUGUGGUUGGUUCUGGGACCUUUAGGUCCUAGAUAUUAAAAGAAAAGAAGAAAAGUGUUCGAGUCUUCAUUCGUCUCUCCUGCCCCAUCCCAUCUUUUCUGGGUCAGCUGCUGACCCCUGUGGGCCAGAUGGGAAGAGAUAGGAGAGUUGCGAUCUCAAAGACAGGCGGCUGCCCACGCCACUGGCUCUUCCAGACUGGUCUAUGACGCCACCUGGUGGCAGAGACUAUGGACUUCACUUCUCUUGACUUUUUUUUUUUUUUUUUUUUUUUCUCUUGGAAGCCAUAGAGAACUACUCAUGCCUGAACAGCCUGUGGCUUUUAGAGGGACACAUAAAAAGAGGAAAUCUUGUUAACUGGUAAUAAAAUGUUCUAGGGUCCUGAAGUUUCUAUUUUCUGUGGCCCAACCAUGACACUGAGGCCACUGCUAUGAGCCCAUUGCUCUUAAUGAGACCGAGGCCAGUGGGAGUCUGCAGGCGUCCUGUGAGCUGCACAGGAGGUGACCAGGCUGGCCUCGGGGCUACCACCCCUGUACUGCUGGGCCCCCAGCGAAUGUCACCGCUGGCUGUCCCUGGAUCUCCUCUCCCCUGGAGUGGGCGGGAUUAACAGGUGUGUGUGUGUGUCUGGGGCGUUGGAAGAACCUGAGUAAGAAUGUGAAUGAGCAUGGGGCUCAGGAAUCCAUAGCACACGGGCUCCUCAGUUUAGUUGACUUUACUGAUAGCAAUAUUCUGUGUAUUUUUAUAUUGCCCCUAAGUGAUCACUUGUAGUAUUUUGGAAUAUACAUUCUUUUCUAACUUAUUUUCUAUUAUACUGUUUUACUUUAAGAACUCCAAGCAAAUAAAUAAAUAUAUAUAUCUUUAUCAACAUUCUAGUGCUUAGAUGAUACCCUAUUUUAUGGAUGUUUUUGUAUUUGACUUUAUCAAAAAAUAAAAUAAAAUUGUGAAACUGUUCUAGGCUAUGUGUAUAAA
Molecule: messenger RNA, 4738 nt
Organism: Meriones unguiculatus (Mongolian gerbil)
Lineage: Eukaryota; Metazoa; Chordata; Mammalia; Rodentia; Muridae
Gene: Dennd2a
Product: DENN domain containing 2A
Exons: 15
Coding region: 2022-3614 (530 amino acids)
Biological process (GO): retrograde transport, endosome to Golgi
Cellular component (GO): actin cytoskeleton
Source: RefSeq, a predicted model, not a curated record